UAAAAAUGGGUAGCAAUAUAAUGAGAAGCAGCUGUUUUGAAAGUGGCUGCGAAUGAAGAGGAUCGAAUGUCACUAUAUUUCAUAGCCGAUGCAGAGUAGAUAUUUAAUAUUUCAAUAUUUAUUUGUGCAACAGAAGAGAGUAAUGGCAAGAUCGAUGAGCAGCAGAGAGCUGUAUGUGUUUUGUGGAAAGAUAAUCUAAGUAGUGAAACACAGAUAGAGAACGUAAACAGAUAAGAAACACAACUCGUAACAGCAUAUGAUGCACAGUACAUAACGUAAGCAAGGGUAUCGCGGAGGUGGGGAGACUGAUCUCAUGAGCAAGACAUUAAAUCGAGCUUCACGCUUGCAGUCCAACCAGCAAUCGUCGUGAGAACGCUUCAUCAAGAAUGUACGCGAUUGAAAGGCUCGUGCUGAGAAAAGGCAACUCGUGCUUUGGAUUGAAAUGGCCGGCCUCUUGUGUCAGUGAUAAAUCAUACCACAGCGAAAAUGGAGUUUACGGAUACAAACCGAAACAACGAAAACACUUUGAAGUGUCAAAAAAAUACCUGGAUGAAAGAGCGAGACAGAGCAACUUUUACAGAUUGGUUAGUGCAUAUAGAACUCAUGGACACAAGCAAGCAGAUAUAAAUCCCAUUUCAACUAGCAAACCACAGCUAUUAUCUGAAUUGCAACCGAAAAACUUUGGACUAAAUUUACUGGAUAGAGUCCGUUUUCGAGGGAUUCUGUUUACACAGCAAGAUGAAGGGACAGUGGAAGAAGCCAUUCGAUUUUUACAUGCUACCUACAGCGAUAGCGUGGGAACAGAAUUUAGUCAUCUUGAGACGGAAGAAGAAAGGGAAUGGUUCGCUGAAACAGUGGAGACAAUUUUAGCCGAGCCAUUGAGCAAUGAAACGCGCGAAACGAUAGCUACGGAAAUGCUCAAGAGUCAGGCUUUCGACCACUUUUUGGCCAUAAAAUUUGUCAGUCUAAAGAGAUACGGAGGAGAAGGAGCCGAGAGUAUGCUGGCCUUUUUUCACGAGUUUUUCAAACUAUGUGCCUGUGAUAAUUUGGAACGCGUGAUUAUUUGCGCUGCACACCGCGGCCGUCUCAAUCUAUUAACGGGACUGCUGAACUUCCCACCAGAGAAAUUAUUUUGUAAAUUGCAAGGGCUUUCUGAAUUUUCGGAUGCGACCAAGUGCACCGGAGAUGUGAUUAGCCACCUCAUAAGCGCCACUGAUCUUAAUGUAGGCGAGAAAAGUCUUCACGUAACCAUGCUACGAAAUCCAUCGCAUUUGGAAAUAGUGAAUCCCGUGUCGAUGGGAAAAACGCGAGGAGUUAUGCAGGCGGUUAAAGAAGCCGCGUACGGCGAUAAUGAAGACGCGCAAUGGAGCGAUAAAAUAAUAAACAUUCAGGUACACGGAGACGCUGCCUAUCCGGGACAAGGGGUUAAUCAGGAAUGUUUAGUUUUAAGCAGAACGCCGCAUUUUGAAAUUGGUGGUACAAUUCAUUUGGCAAUUAAUAAUCAAGUAGGCUUCACAACUCCACCUUCGAGGGGUCGAUCAUCAAGAUAUUGCACAGAUUUAGCGAAAACUAUAUCUGCACCAGUAAUUCACGUGAACGGUGACAAUCCUGAGAUGGUUAUACGAGCUGCGAGAAUAGCCUUUAAAUAUCAACGACAAUUCAGAAAGGAUGUAUUCAUUGAUCUAAAUUGCUUCAGAAGAUGGGGCCACAAUGAACUGGAUGAUCCCACGUUCACAAACCCUCUCAUAUAUAAAAUUAUACACAACCGUCCAUCUGUACCAGAUCGAUAUGUGGAGGAGCUGGUAGAUCUCAAUAUACUUUCUCGAGAAAGUGUUAAAAAUACCGUUGAAAGUCACACGGCGUGGUUGAAUAAGAUCCUAAAAGAAUCUUCAAAGGACGCAUCUUCGGGACAGUCAACCUCUUAUCUUGCUGGAAGAUGGACGGGAAUGAAACAAGCUGAAGCCAGUAUAACGCAGUGGGAUACCGGCGUCGAGCUGGGCCUGUUACGAUUCGUGGGAGAAAAAAGUGUUCAAGUGCCACCGAAUUUCGAUAUUCAUCCACAAUUAUUGAAGACUCAUGUUCAAAAUCGUCUAAAAAAGAUCGAGAGCGGUAACGCAUUGGACUGGUCCACUGCCGAAGCGUUGGCUAUCGGUUCUUUACUAUAUCAAGCAUACAACGUGAGAAUAAGCGGGCAGGACGUGGGUCGUGGCACUUUCUCGCAGAGGCACGCAAUGCUCGUUGAUCAAUCUACAGGAGAUAUUUGCAUCCCUCUGAAUUCGAUGGUUGACGAUCAAACUGGCAAAUUGGAGGUGGCUAACAGCAUUCUAUCCGAGGAAGCUGUGCUAGGCUUCGAAUAUGGUAUGAGCACAGCGUCGCCGUUCACGCUGCCCAUUUGGGAGGCGCAAUUCGGGGAUUUCUUCAAUGGGGCUCAAAUCGUUAUCGAUACGUAUAUAACGAGCGGCGAAGCAAAGUGGAUGCUGAGCAGCGGCCUAACAAUGCUUCUGCCACACGGAUACGACGGUGCUGGUCCGGAGCACAGUUCAUGUAGACUCGAAAGAUUCCUACAGUUAACGGACAGCAAGGAGAACGGCGUCGACGGCGAGGACGUCAAUAUGCAUAUUGCGAAUCCCAGUGAACCGGCACAAUAUUUCCAUUUGUUAAGAAGACAGAUGAUAAGGUAUUAUCGGAAGCCUCUGAUAGUGGUGGCACCUAAAAUUUUAUUACGUCAUCCGGCAGCAGUGUCACCCUUGUCGGAUUUUGAGCCUCGGACGAGCUUCAAAACCAUUAUUGGGGAUAAUAAAGCAGAAAAAUGCAACGUAACUAAAAUCAUUUUAGUUAGCGGUAAACAUUAUUACGCACUUGACAACUAUCGAGAAACUUCUGGCAACAAGAAUGCAGCUAUUAUUAGAGUAGAAAAUUUAUGUCCAUUUCCUGUCCACGAGUUACUAGAAGAGAUUACGAAAUACGAGCAUGCGAAAACCUUUAUUUGGAGUCAAGAAGAACCACGAAAUAUGGGCGCAUGGAGUUUCAUUAAACCACGUUUUGAGAACUUGUGUGGGCGGCAAUUGAAAUAUUGCGGUCGAGAACCGAUGGCAGCACCAGCUGUUGGAGAUGGAAAAAUGCAUCAACGAGAAGCUAACGAAGUUAUAGUUAAACCAUUUACAUUGAAAUAAAAUUUAGAAGAUUCUACUUUAAUAAAUUCAUCGCGUACAUCUCCUAAAUAUACACUCAAUAAAAGUGGUCUUAAAUGAUUUCAUUAAUAAAGGAAGUGUUAUGGAAAUACA
Vollenhovia emeryi is the source of this 3284-nucleotide messenger RNA. RefSeq names its product probable 2-oxoglutarate dehydrogenase E1 component DHKTD1 homolog, mitochondrial. The transcript has 13 exons. Lineage: Eukaryota; Metazoa; Arthropoda; Insecta; Hymenoptera; Formicidae. The coding region runs from base 387 to 3173 and encodes 928 amino acids. The record is from RefSeq and is a predicted model, not a curated record. Gene Ontology annotation, molecular function: oxoglutarate dehydrogenase (succinyl-transferring) activity; thiamine pyrophosphate binding. Gene Ontology annotation, biological process: tricarboxylic acid cycle.